GCGGGAACUUGUCCGGAGGAUUUUAACUUGGGGAGGGGCCUAGGAGUGCCCGGCAGGGCAGGAACUCCGGGGCAGCUCAGGCAGCCCCUUGACCCAGGACGUCUGGAACUCAAGGAGCAGCCAGUUCUGCCUGGGACACCCUUUGGCCUCCCGAGGCAGAGGGAGGACCCAGGACGAUGGCUGCUGCUCAUGAUGUGGAGAUAGAGGAGGAUGUGAAUCUGAAUAUGGAUAGAGAGCUGAAAGACGAGCUGGAAGAAGAGAAGAGAAUGAGAGAGGACAGGGCAGGUAAAGAGCCCUUCAAGCAUAACAAGGUCCACAGGAUCGUCUCAAAAUGGAUGCUUCCUGAACCCGUGCGAGGAACGUACCUGGAAAGAGCUAACUGCCUCCCGCCCCCUGUGUUCAUCAUCUCCAUCAGCCUCGCCGAGCUGGUGGUGUUUAUUUACUAUGCUGUGUGGAAGCCUCAGAAACAGUGGAUCACCUUGGACACAGGCAUCUUGGAGAGUCCCUUCAUCUACACUCCCGAGAAGAGGGAGGAAGCCUGGAGGUUUAUCUCAUACAUGCUGGUCCAUGCUGGAGUUCAGCACAUCCUGGGGAACCUUGUGAUGCAGCUUGUUUUGGGGAUCCCCUUGGAGAUGGUUCAUAAAGGCCUCCGGGUGGGGCUGGUGUACCUGGCGGGAGUGAUUGCAGGAUCCCUUGCCAGCUCCAUCUUUGACCCACUCAAAUCUCUUGUGGGUGCUUCAGGAGGAGUUUAUGCUCUGAUGGGAGGCUAUUUCAUGAAUGUUCUGGUGAAUUUUCGAGAAAUGAUUCCUGCCUUUGGAAUUGUCAGACUGCUGAUCAUCAUCCUUAUAAUUGCGUUGGACAUGGGAUUUGCUCUCUACAGAAGGUUCUUUGUCCCUGCAAACGGGUCCCCGGUGUCUUUUGCAGCUCACAUUGCAGGUGGAUUUGCUGGAAUGUCCAUAGGCUACACCGUGUUCAGCUGCUUUGAUAAGGCACUCCUGAAAGAUCCAAGGUUUUGGGUAGCAAUUGCAGCUUAUUUAGCUUGCGUCUUAUUUGCUGUGUUUUUCAACAUUUUCCUAUCCCCAGCGAACUGACUUGCCCCUAACACGAACCGAUGAAUGAGUAAUGCCAUCUGGGGAAAAAAACAAACAAACUAGAAUUCUAUGAAGAAACAGAGAAGUUCCAGCAAACGCUAACAAUUUUAUAAAAAGGCCGAAACACUCCUGAAGUCAUUGGUUUCAAAGGCUGCUUACAAAAGGAGUUAUGGUUUAAGGAAGGGGCUCCUCUGAGUGUAAAGGGGAGGAAGAGGAAGAGAGAAAAGGGAAGGGAAAUGAGAGAGAGAGACGGGCUUUCUCCUAAGCAUGUGCUGUGUGGGUCUGUAUCCUCUAAAAGAGAUUUGCUCUCUUGGGAGGAUAUAGUGUAGAGACUGCUUGAUAGAAUCCACAAAAAAUGUACUAUGCUGAUAAUAAAACCUUUCAUAUCUGUCAGACUAUUGAUUAUCACUUUCCAUCUGGUUCGAGUUGAUAGGUCACUGUUUAUAUGCAUUAUUGCUAAUCUUUUUUGUUUGUUUUUUAGGCAGCACCUGCGGCAUUUGGAAGUUCCCAGGCCAGGAGUCAAAUCAGAACUGCAGCUGCUGGUCUACGCCACAGCCACAGCAAUGCCAGAUCCCAGUCACGUCUGUGACCUACAGCUCAUGGCAACGAUGGGACCCUUAACCCACUGGGUGAGGCCAGGGAUCAAACCCACAUCCUCAUGGAUACUAGUCAGGUUUAUAAGCUGCUAAGCCACAACAGGAACUCCUAUUUGCUAAUCUUUUUAACAACAUGAAAGACAACUACUUCUCUAUAUCUUAGAGAGGAAAAUAUGCAAACUCUUCCAAAAAAAAAAAAAAAAAAAUGAAGCAACUUGUCUAAGAGGGGGCAGAUUUAAAGGUUGACUUGACAGCCCAUACUCUCCUGCCUAUCCCUACUGUGUUCCCCAAAUACCGAAAGUUAAUGAGUUCACAGGAGUAUGGGAAUAAGCAUUUCUGUGGGUGCACCGGGAAUGGUAGAAAUACCUUAUAAUAAGAAGACUGAUAAUUCUCUUGGCAGCUAGUUUAAGAGCUGAACAGUGUGUCUAGAGUCCCAAGGAACUUGGAAUUGUAUUCCUGGCGCACACUAUGUACCUGGAUUCUUUGGAGUUUCAUGAUAAGAUUCUUAUCCUUCACAUGGCUGGUGGCUCUCCUAUGAGUGGGUAGGAUUUCUUUACAAAAGGCAAAAUGUCAUAUCUGAAAGCUGAGAUGCCUGUGUCCUUUUCCUGUAGAGCACCCAGACUGCUGGCCAUUCUUUGUCCAAAAUAGUAGUUUUAGGUCAUCUGAAUGUAAGAAAUACAUUUUUUUCCCUCUUUCAUCAUCAAUAUGUUUUAUUUAUAAACACUUACCUUAAUAUGUUGCUGUAUUCUGAAAGGAGCAUAUAUUGCUUAAUUAGCUAUACUGAGAAAAGCAGUAUUUUAGAAUUUGGGGAAAAGCUGAUCUGGGAUUUGUUUAAAGUUUUCUUUUAAACUGUAUUGGAAUUUAGCUGAUUUACAAUAUUGUAUUGGUUUCAGGUGUAUAGCAAAAUGAAUCAGUUGUGCAUAUCUAUUCCUUUUCCCAGAGAGGUGAUUACAGAACCUAUUGAGUAGACCUCCCUGUGCUAUAUAGUGGGUCCUUGUUACUAUCUAUUUUAUAUAUAGUAGUGUGUAUGUGUUAAUCCCAUCCUUCCAAUUUACCCCUCCCCCUCUACAGUUUCCCCUUUGGUAACCAUGAGUUUCAUUUUGAAAUCUGUAAGAUUUUUUUUAAUAAAUAAGUUCAUUUUUAUU
Sus scrofa (pig) is the source of this 2832-nucleotide messenger RNA. RefSeq names its product rhomboid like 2 (gene RHBDL2). Gene Ontology annotation, molecular function: serine-type endopeptidase activity. Gene Ontology annotation, cellular component: membrane. NCBI's taxonomy places the organism in Eukaryota, Metazoa, Chordata, Mammalia, Artiodactyla, Suidae. The record is from RefSeq and is a predicted model, not a curated record.